Molecule: messenger RNA, 3417 nt
Organism: Pseudozyma flocculosa PF-1
Lineage: Eukaryota; Fungi; Basidiomycota; Ustilaginomycetes; Ustilaginales; Ustilaginaceae
Exons: 2
Coding region: 1-3417 (1138 amino acids)
Biological process (GO): transmembrane transport; chloride transport
Cellular component (GO): membrane; Golgi apparatus; early endosome
Molecular function (GO): voltage-gated chloride channel activity
Source: RefSeq, a predicted model, not a curated record
AUGCCUCCCCACGCCGGCGACGGCCAUGCCCACGAGGCCCAACUGCCUCAAGCUCAGCCUCAGCCCCACUCGCAGGACGAGACUUCCUCGCACUCCGAUACCGCACCCGCCUCGCUGAGCCAGCGCCGUCAACGCGGCAGCGGACCUGCCACCCUCCGCCUCAACACCAACUCGGACCGCGAACGCAGCCGCGACCGCAACGCCGCCGCCGCCAACAACAACAACAACAACCGCUCCAGCUUCCUCGCCGCGGCGGGGCAGCGACUCCUCCGCACCCCCGGCGCAGCCUCAAUCGCAUCCUCGCUCGACGCCCCCCUCAGCCCCGUACGCAGCUUCUACGGCGCCCUCUCGGCAUCCCACCACCGCGACCGCAAGCGCAACUACGAUGACCCGCAGCUCACCGACGAAAUGUCGGCCGCCGCACCCGCCGCCGGAGCGGGCAACGGCAUACGAACCUGGUACGAGUCCUACACCACCAUCGACUGGAUCCACGACGCCAUCAAGGAGAGCUCCCGCCUCCGCCGCAUCCGCCGCCUCCGCGGCAUCCGCGGCCGCAUCACAAACAGCUGGGACCGACUCCAGGGCUGGAUCAUUGUCACCAUCACCGGCAUCAUCACCGCACUCAUCGCAGGAUGCAUCGUAAAGUCCGAGGCCGUCCUCUUUGACCUCAAGGACGGCUACUGCCAGCGCGACUGGAGGCUCGCAAAGCGCUUCUGCUGUCCCUAUGCCGGCGGGCCCGACUGGGACUCGCCUUCGGUCCUCACGGCGGCAGGCAACGUCGCCGCCGCCAACGUCAGCCUGGCCUCGGCCGCUUCGGCCCCGCUCUGGGCCUACCGCACCCGCCUCAUGGACGCCGCUGGAUCGUCGCCCUCCGACCCCUCGCGCGGCAUCUUGACGGGCAUGGGCAACCGCCUCCUCGCCGGCUGGGCCGGUCCCGUCGCCGGCAGCCCCGCAUGGUCCCGCAUCGCCGCCUCUGCCGCCGCCGCCUCGCGUGUCGACCUGCUCCAGCUGCAGCCCGAGACCGACGAGUGCCCCGGCUGGAUCACGUGGGGCGAGCGGCUGCGCGGCAUCGGCCACGACAGCUGGCUCGCCGACUACGGCAUGUACGUCGCCAUCGCCGUCCUCUGGUCGACGAUUGCCAGCGUCCUCACCAUCUACCUCACCUCGAGCGAGCUCUACCUCUCGAGCAAGAAUGGCGGCGGCGGCAAGGGCGGCACCACCAGCAGCAGCAACAGCAACAACAAGCUACGCGGCGCAACCCUCGUCGACGACACAAACGAGCCAGACGAGCGCACCGCCCUCUUGAGCGGCAGCGGCACCGCCACCCAGGCCACCACCGCCACCGCCACCGCCACCGCACCGCCGCCGCCGCCGCCGCUGGGCCGCAUCGCCCACGACAAGCGCGCCGACGCCGCGCUGGCGCCGCGCAAGAUCCUCUACUUUGCCACGGGCUCGGGCAUCUCGGAGGUCAAGUGCAUCCUUAGCGGCUUCGUGAUCCACGGCUACCUGGGCUUCUGGACGCUCUUUACCAAGUCGGUGGGGCUGACGCUGUCGGUGGCGUCGGGCCUGUCGCUGGGCAAGGAGGGGCCGUUUGUGCACAUUGCGUCGUGCGUGGGCAACAUUGUCUGCCGCGUCUUUCCCAAGUACGAGAACAACGAGGGCAAGCGGCGCGAGGUGCUGUCGUGCGCGUGCGCGGCGGGCGUCGCCGUGGCGUUUGGGGCGCCCGUCGGCGGCGUCCUCUUUUCGCUCGAGGAGGUGAGCUACUACUUUCCGAGCAAGGUCAUGUUCCGCAGCUUCUUCUGCGCCAUGGUGGCCGCCGCCACGCUGCGCGCCCUCGACCCGUUCGGGACGGGCAAGAUUGUCCUCUUCCAGGUGACGUACGACAAGGACUGGCACUUUUACGAGCUGCUCUUUUUCGUCGUCCUCGGCGUCUUUGGCGGGCUGUACGGCGCCUACUUUACCAAGCUCAACAUGGCCUGGGCCAAGCGGGUGCGCGCCAAGACGUGGAUGGCGCGCCACCCGAUCCUCGAGGUCGUCGUCAUCACGCUCGUGUCGGUGGCCUUUUCCUACGUCAACGGCUACACGCGCAUGGGCGGCGUCGAGCUCAUCGCCGACCUCUUCAGCGAGUGCCACGAGCACGAGUCGCUCGAGGGGCUGUGCGUCUCGCGGCCCUCGGAGAUCCGGCCGCUGGUGCUGGCCAUCGCGUGGGCGAUGCUGGUCAAGGGCGCGCUGACCAUCAUCACGUUUGGCAUCAAGCUGCCGGCGGGCAUCUUUAUCCCCACGCUCGCCGUCGGCGCGUGCUUUGGCCGCAUCGUCGGUCUGCUGGUGCAGUACGUGCAGUGGACGCGGUCCGACCUGGCCUUUUUCGGGUGGUGCGCCGCCAGCGACUCGGCGUGCAUCGUGCCCGGCGUGUACGCCAUGGUGGGCGCCGCGGCGGCCCUGUCGGGCGUGACGCGCACCACGGUGUCGCUGGCCGUCAUCAUGUUUGAGCUGACGGGCACGCUCACCUACAGCGUUCCCGUGAUGCUGAGCAUCCUCGUGGCCAAGACGGUGGCCGACGCCCUCGAGCACAAGGGCAUCUACGACCUCGUCAUCGACUUCAGCGGGCUUCCUUACCUCGACAGCAAGGCGGAGUACAUCUGGGACGGCGUAAACGUCACCGACGCCAUGGAUGCCGGCGUCGAGACGAUUUCGCUCGACGUGCCCAACUCGGUCCGCGGGCUGAGGGAGAAGCUGGCCCGCCUCGCCGAGGGCGCCGGGUACACUGACGGCGGCUUCCCGCUCGUCACGCGCGAAAAGGUCGGGUGCGUGCCCAACCCGGCCCUCUCGUCGUCGUCUGCAUCCUCGCAGCCCUCGACGCUUCCACACUCGCCCGUCACCCCCGCCGCCGCCGCCGCCGCUACUUCGCCGAUGAAGGGUACCGUCAAGAUGGUAGGCUACAUUGCGGCAUCGGAACUGGAACAUGCCCUCUCUUCCCUCCCCCUCCCAACGUCGUCGAAUGGCGAGGAACCGACGACGACGACGACGACGACGACGACGACGACGAUGAGGUGUACAUUUAAGUACCUUCCCUACAUCCGCGCCGUGGCAGAGGGCGAACCGGGUCGGAUCCGCGAUUCCAUCCUCCUCCCUCCCCAGACGCAGACGCAGACGCAGACGCAGACGCAGACGCAGACGCACUCGUACCACGACCUUGAUGAAGGGGAGGGGGAGGUGGAUCUGAGCAUCUACGUCGACAAGGCGCCAAUUACGGUACAGAUCCACAGCCCGCUCGAACUGGUACACCAGUACUUUACCCGGCUCGGCGUACGAUACCUCGUCGUCGUGGAUGAACUCGGCGCGUACCGCGGCGUCGUGUUUAAAAAGAGGUACCUCAAGUUCCUCGCUGACCUCGAACAGGCAAAGCAACACAUCUAG